AUGUCGGAGAAAAGCCUUCUCCCAGGGAGCGUGCCUCCAGAUCCUCCAACAUACGAAGUAGCUACAGCCGUGCGACCAGCCCCUUCUCAACCUCGGCCUCCAUUCCCCCUCUCUCUUCCAAUCCUCCAACAACUCCGGUCAAAACGGGUGAUAUUGGCAUCGCAAUCGCCGCGCCGGAAACAAAUAAUGUCCUACCUCGGUCUUCCAGACCUGGAAAUCAUCCCCAGCACCGAACCUGAAGAUCUCCCCAAGUCACUGGGCCCAUUCGAAUAUGUGCUUGCGACAGCGACGAAAAAGGCACAGACGAUCUAUAGGCAGGAGGUUGACAACGAGGCCAAGGGCGAGCCAGGUCUGAUACUCGCCGCUGACACCAUUGUUGUCGACCCCAUAAAUGGCGCUAUUCUCGAAAAGCCAAGAUCAGAGGCCCAUCAUGUCGCCAUGCUGAAAGACCUGCGCACCGCGGGGAGUCAUAUAGUUUAUACCGCUAUUGUGGCCAUGGUUCCAUUGGCGAGUGCCCGUAUGCCCGGUUAUGCGAUUGAAUCGCAUGUCGAAGAGACGACUGUGCAAUUCGAUCCGGACGUUACAGAUGAGUUGAUUUUAGCGUAUGUGAAGACGAGAGAGGGCGCCGAUAAGGCAGGUGGCUAUGGUCUGCAAGGGCUAGGGUCUAUAUUGGUGAACAAAAUUAACGGCAGCUAUGAUAAUGUCAUUGGCUUGCCCUUGAAGGCAACUCUUCAGCUGAUACAAAAGGUGGUGGUGAAGGCCGAUGAUGACGAUUAUUUGCCUGAGGAAGGAUCAGAUGAAGAUCAGGAGGAUUAG
This is a messenger RNA of Talaromyces atroroseus, 816 nucleotides long. RefSeq lists its product as hypothetical. Lineage: Eukaryota; Fungi; Ascomycota; Eurotiomycetes; Eurotiales; Trichocomaceae. The transcript has a single exon. Gene Ontology annotation, molecular function: nucleoside triphosphate diphosphatase activity. The record is from RefSeq and is a predicted model, not a curated record. The coding region runs from base 1 to 816 and encodes 271 amino acids.